This is a messenger RNA of Cricetulus griseus (Chinese hamster), 1272 nucleotides long. Lineage: Eukaryota; Metazoa; Chordata; Mammalia; Rodentia; Cricetidae. The record is from RefSeq and is a predicted model, not a curated record.
AUGAACUACCCGCUAACCCUGGACAUGGAUUUCAUCACCUAUAACCUGGAUGACCUGGACACGCCAAGGGGAAAUAGAAGGACAGGAGACAUCACAGGUGGCUUUCUCUCGGAGAGAAAAGAUAGGGCUAUCGUUUCUUAUUUUUCUUUUUCUUUGUCCUUGCAGUACAAGGAAUUUGCCUUCUACAGUAACAGCACGGAGCUCCCCCCACAGGAAAGCUACUUCUGCUCCACAGUGGAGGGACCCCUGCUGGCCUCCUUCAAGGCUGUCUUCAUGCCUGUGGCCUACAGCCUGGUCUUCCUCCUGGGUAUGAUGGGAAACAUUCUGGUGCUUGUGAUCCUGGAGAGGCACCGGCAAACUCGAAGCUCAACUGAGACCUUCCUCUUCCACCUGGCAGUUGCCGACCUUCUCCUUGUCUUUAUCCUGCCUUUUGCGGUGGCUGAGGGCUCUGUGGGCUGGGUCCUAGGGACCUUCCUCUGCAAAACUGUGAUCGGCCUGCACAAGAUCAAUUUCUACUGCAGCAGCCUGCUGUUGGCCUGCAUAGCUGUAGACCGGUAUCUGGCCAUUGUCCAUGCCGUCCACGCCUACCGCCGCCGCCGCCUCCUCUCCAUCCACAUCACCUGUGCAACCGUUUGGCUAGCCGGCUUCCUGUUUGCCUUGCCAGAAGUCCUCUUUGCCAAGGUCAGCCAACCUCCUAACAAUGACUCCCUGCCACACUGCAGCUUCUCUCAAGAGAAUGAAGCUGAAACCAAAGCCUGGUUUAUCUCUCGUUUCCUCUACCAUAUUGGUGGCUUCCUGCUACCAAUGUUGGUGAUGGCCUGGUGUUAUGUUGGAGUGGUACACAGGCUAUGGCAGGCUCAGCGGCGCCCUCAGAGGCAGAAGGCAGUCAGGGUGGCCAUCUUAGUGACAAGUAUUUUCUUUCUUUGCUGGUCACCCUACCACGUUGUCAUUUUCGUAGACACACUGGAGAGACUGAAGGCGGUGGACAGUAGCUGUGCACUGAGGAGCUAUCUCUCUGUGGCCAUCACCGUAUGUGAAUUCCUGGGCCUGGCCCACUGCUGUCUCAAUCCCAUGCUCUACACCUUCGCUGGUGUAAAGUUCCGCAGUGACUUGUCUCGACUUCUGACGAAGCUGGGCUGUGCUGGCCCAGCCUCCCUCUGCCAACUUUUCCCCAGCUGGCGUAAGAGCAGUCUCUCUGAGUCAGAGAAUGCCACCUCUCUCACCACGUUCUAGAUCCCAAAAUCUCUACAACCCCUUUCUGUUUCUGUUUUC